This is a messenger RNA of Prunus mume (Japanese apricot), 1016 nucleotides long. RefSeq names its product putative xyloglucan endotransglucosylase/hydrolase protein 27. Gene Ontology annotation, molecular function: hydrolase activity, hydrolyzing O-glycosyl compounds. Gene Ontology annotation, biological process: carbohydrate metabolic process. The record is from RefSeq and is a predicted model, not a curated record. NCBI's taxonomy places the organism in Eukaryota, Viridiplantae, Streptophyta, Magnoliopsida, Rosales, Rosaceae.
AUUGGCACAAAAACUCACAUAUAUUAGAUCUAACGCUCCCGCCAUAGUCAUCACUCUCAAGCUCUCUCAUUCUCUAUUCGCAUCUUCAAUGGCAGACCCAGCGCUGCACCCAGAGACCCCAACCCACAACCAAACCCAACCCCUGAAGCAAAUCGCCAUAGACUACACCCCGGAGGCCUGCACACACUGCCCAGACGCCAACACCAUCACCCUCACCUACGACCACCGCGGCGGCUCACGGUGGCGCACCACCACAAGGUUCCUCUACGGCACCUUCAGCUCCCUCAUUCAGUGCCCACGUGGCAUCACCAGCGGCCUCAACUUCAACAUCUACCUCUCGUCCCUGGAAGGUGACAAGUCACAGGACGAGAUUGACUUCGAGUUUUUGGGCAAGGACAGGACAAUUGUGCAGACUAACUAUUACAUUGGCGGCACAGGUAACAAAGAGGAGUUUCAUGAUCUGGGUUUUGAUUGUUCUGAUGGGUUUCAUUUGUAUGUGAUCAAAUGGGGUCAGGAUUUGAUUGAGUGGUUGGUUGAUGGGAAAUUGGUGAGGAGGGUAGAGAGGAAAAAGGGUGAGGCUUUUCCUCACAAGCCUAUGUAUUUGUAUGCUUCUGUUUGGGAUGCUAGUUAUAUUGAGGAGGGGAGGUGGACUGGCAAGUACAUCGGGUGUGAUGCGCCUUAUGUUUGCCUCUAUAAGGACAUUCAUGUUCCUGUUAAAAGUGCUGUGGAGGGUUAAGGUUUGUUUGGGUUUGGCAAAGUUGGGUACUUUGAAAAUCUAAAUAAAAUGGUGGGUUGUUGGUUUUAUUUUUUGAUUGGUAUGGAUGAUGGAAGGAAGGAAUUGAUGUUAUGGGCAUGUUUGUUUGCCAGAUUGGGAAAAUGGGUUUGUUGUUGAUUUUGUGCAACUGUGUUGGAUGUUAUGCAUUUGUUUUUGUUUUGCUUGAUCUGGUGGACAGAGGAAAUGGUGUUUUCUGGUGUCAAAGUGGAUGCAGGCUUGUUUGACCUUGGGAGGAUGCCCU